This is a messenger RNA of Rhagoletis zephyria (snowberry fruit fly), 979 nucleotides long. It is a transcript of the gene RpL7-like, whose product is annotated as Ribosomal protein L7-like. NCBI's taxonomy places the organism in Eukaryota, Metazoa, Arthropoda, Insecta, Diptera, Tephritidae. Gene Ontology annotation, cellular component: cytosolic large ribosomal subunit. Gene Ontology annotation, biological process: maturation of LSU-rRNA from tricistronic rRNA transcript (SSU-rRNA, 5.8S rRNA, LSU-rRNA). Gene Ontology annotation, molecular function: structural constituent of ribosome; RNA binding. The record is from RefSeq and is a predicted model, not a curated record.
AUGUUAUCGAUUUGAAUUGUCAAAAAGUUGUUUUUCUUGUCACUGGACUGCCACACGUGUUUACAAACUCCUGAAGUGCUUGGUUAUUUAGUUUUUUCGCACUAAUUUCUUUAAAUAAUUUGUAAAAAUGUCUGACAAAUAUGCUGUUCCCAACAAGUUGCCGGGCAAAACUGUAUCAGUCCUUGCGCACCGCAAACGCCGUAUCCUUCAAGAUAAAGCUACCAUUGAGCAGAAGAAAGCAUUAAAAACCAAAAGAGUUGCAAGUGCGAAAAGACACCAUAAAUUCCGUCGCCCGGAAUCAUUUGUUAUGAAUUAUCUAAAAGCAGAAAGGACGGCUAAUCGCAUCAAGCGAACCAUUCAACGCACCAACUUGGUGGCAACGAAAGAUGCCGAUAAAACCAAUAAGAAACUACUUUUAGUUAUGAGACACGCCGGUAAAAAGAUCUUUGACCAAACCACGGAUAAAAUAUUUAACACUCUGCACAUGCCUAAUCGCCACAAUGCUGUAUUUCUAAAAAAUGAUAAAGAAACACAAAUAUUGUUGAAGGUUAUUGAACCGUUUGUAAUUUAUGGAUACCCUUCAUUGAGUACAAUUCGGGAGUUGCUGUUUAAGAGGGGUUUUGCUCGCGUUAAUAGCAAAAAAACGCCCAUUCAAUCCAACACUUUGGUUGAAGAACAUCUUGGUGAUAAAGGAAUAAUUUGUUUGGAGGAUAUUAUUCAUGAAAUUUAUACAGUAGGACCUAACUUUGAUGCGGUUAAAGAGUUCCUUUGUUCAUUCAUGCUUACUAGUCCACGAGAAGGUUGGAAAAAAAAGGUUUCAGUACCGUACAAACGUGGUGGUGAAUAUGGCGACAGGGGCGAUGCUAUCAAUGAAUUAAUAAUGCGUUGCAUAUAAGCAUUGAGUUUUAGUUAAACAGUGGCUUUCAAAUAUUUUUAUUUUCGUAAAAAAUAAAUAAAAUAUUUUUAGAAUAAGUGAAUA